This is a messenger RNA of Somion occarium, 1349 nucleotides long. Lineage: Eukaryota; Fungi; Basidiomycota; Agaricomycetes; Polyporales; Cerrenaceae. The record is from the annotation of a GenBank genome assembly.
ACUACUAUGACUUCCAAAUACGAUUGUGCACUUGGAUGAUCGUCUUUGACGCCGCCUCCAUCGUUUUUGUUUGUCGUCGAGUUAUCACCACCGAUGCCUUCAAAUCUGAAGGAGCUCUAUGACAAUCAAGGUUAUGUCGUUGUACCGUCCCUAGUAUCAGAAACAUUGUUCCGGGCACUGCAGGACGCUGCAGAGCGUGCUACCACCAAGACCCGCUCAGGCCAAUGGGUACAUAGACGUACAGUCGGCCGUCAGUUUCCUCCUUAUGGCGAAGAUAGCACAGAUUCUUGGGGUAUACAACAUGUUAUGCAUCCUGACUUAGGCGAACCUGUGUUUGCGGAAUGGUAUACAUCCGAUGGCCUUGCCAACGUCGUGAAAGAGUUACUUCUGUGCGAUGAGAAUGAUCUUCAGAUGGGUGAGUGUCGUGAGGUUAGGUCGCUGAUCCCAUAUAUCAUGCUCAGGGAUCAUAUGGAAGAGCUGUUCAAUAUGUUGAUCAACCCUGAUUCGCAUGAGUUUGCCUUACGAUGGCAUCGUGAUGAUAUUCGGGAGAACGCAACUGAAGAGGAAGAACGUCAGGCACUGAAUGUAUGGCACGAUGGCGUUCAAUGGAAUACGGCGUUGUACGAAGAUGCCUGCUUGUUCGUGGUGCCAGGAUCGCAUAGGGUCCCUCGUACACCAGAACAACGUGUACAUUCUUCGACUCCAGACCCUCCCAAUAAUCCUCUCGACCUGCCAGGCUCCAUCCAGGUGACUCUUCAACCGGGGGAGACUGUGUUCUAUAAUUCCAACAUUCUGCACUGUGCAACGUACGAUCCCUCUGCUAAACGAGCUACCUUGCAUGCUUCGAUGGGUUCAACGCGCGGUGGAUCUAGUCGAGCUCGGAAUGUCUUGCAACAUGGUUUGGACUGGAUGACAGAAUCACGCUUUAGGAAGGGUCUGAAUGAACGUGGUAGGGACAUGCUGGAAAGGUUGAUUCGCAUGAAGGAAAGCGCAGGGGAGGUUGGCUACUCGUUAGCCAACUAGCAAACGCACACUAUUCCUGGAACUAUUUAUUCUGAAGGAUAUACCUCGAUAGGGUCAUAUAAAGAUACAUCCUCUCCACGUUCACCACUCCGCUACCUGAAAACUUAGCUAUCUUCAACCUUUCUUGAUCUUGUUUUCGACUUGUUCACAAUGCUAUCGGUGCUGAUGCUGAUGCUGAGGACUGAGCGCUCAUUCAACUUGACGUUUUUCACGUUGCCCAUCAUAUACUACAGUACUUCCUCCUGAAGCUCUGUCACCGAGUCAAUAGUAUAUACUCGACGCCCAGCUAUGACCUUAUGUUUGGCCUAUAAAUAUGAUCGGUGUCG